UCGCCCUCUGUUACAAGAAUUAAAAUACAAACACCCAAAUACAAACAUAAAAUUUCAAAGAUAACAACAUGAUUAAGGUGACAAUACCUCUUUAUCAUGCUCAGCACUUCUUAUCUUAUCAUAACUUCAACAAUUUCGUGCUAUGAAAAUUCAGACAUUCUACGACAGGUGUGGUUUACUUUUUAGUAAAGGUUUAACUGGCGAGAGGGAAAAUAUUUUUUUUUAAUAAAUCGAAUUACGAAAACGAGAAAUCCUUGAAAUAAGGUAAAAUGGGACACGGUAGACAGGAGAAUCAAUUGGAGAAACAAAUAGGAUGUGUGAAGUACACUCUUUUCUGUUUCAAUGUUGUCGCAUGGCUAAUAGCGACGUCAUUGUUCGCGCUUACAAUCUGGAUAAGGGCAGAACCUGGAUUUAGUGAAUGGCUCAGUAUUUUGGAAGCAGAAAGUUUUUACAUCGGAAUCUACGUGUUGAUUGCACUUAGUGUGAUUAUGAUGGCAGUUGCUUUCUUAGGAUGUCUUAGUGCCCUCAUGGAAAACAUCCUUGCGUUGACAGUUUUCAUUGGAACACAAAUCUUUGGAUUCUUGCUGACAAUAUUAGGAUCAGCUUUCUUGCUAACUUACAGUACAAUGCAUUCUAGUUUGCAGCCAUUGCUCCGCGUUAGCCUUAAGCGAUUCGUCAUGACCUCGGAAUACUCAUAUUCGUCGUACGUGCUAACAAUGAUUCAAGAGAACAUUGGCUGUUGUGGAGCCGACGGACCAUGGGAUUACUUAGACCUAAGGCAACCUCUGCCAUCAUCUUGCAGGGAUACAGUAACAGGAAAUGCAUUCUUCUCUGGUUGUGUGGAUUCCCUUACAUGGUUCCUUGGUGGCAAGUCUUCUUGGAUUGUUGGCCUGGCUAUGGCUUUGGGAAUGCUUAAUGUGGUGUGUGGAGUCAUGAGUUUGAUACUCAUUCAAGCAGUAAAGAAAGAAGAGGACGAAGCCAGAGCAUAUCGUCGCUAAGCAGUUGUGGAUCGCAUUCAUUAUUUUAAUCCAUAUUUUUAUUCUUUUAAAUAGACGUACAACUACAGUGAAACUUUUUCCUCCGAUAAGAACGCUUAAAUUUCAUAAAGUUAUACACAGUGCAUACAGAUACAUAUAAAUAAGUAACAUUUUUAAAGCAUUUUAGCGAAUAGUGUUUUUUUUUUCUAUUUUGUAAAUUAAAAUAAAUAUUUUUUUUAAGAUGAACCGCAAUAAAAUAUUUGUGUAAAAUCUUAAAACAUGA
Molecule: messenger RNA, 1260 nt
Organism: Episyrphus balteatus (marmalade hoverfly)
Lineage: Eukaryota; Metazoa; Arthropoda; Insecta; Diptera; Syrphidae
Gene: Tsp2A
Product: tetraspanin-2A
Exons: 1
Coding region: 270-998 (242 amino acids)
Cellular component (GO): membrane
Source: RefSeq, a predicted model, not a curated record